Cavenderia fasciculata is the source of this 273-nucleotide messenger RNA. RefSeq lists its product as uncharacterized. Bases 1 to 273 code for a protein of 90 amino acids. NCBI's taxonomy places the organism in Eukaryota, Evosea, Eumycetozoa, Acytosteliales, Cavenderiaceae. The transcript has 2 exons. The record is from RefSeq and is a predicted model, not a curated record.
AUGAACUGUGGAUCAGCGAUUAGAGGUUUAAUGAGAGUCUCAUCAAAGGCAUCUCGAUCAACUUCAUCAUUUACCAAUGGAUUUGGAUCAAUGGGCUCAUCUUCGACAUCAUAUAGUUUACCAUCAUCGACAUUAAAGUCUUCUUCAUUUUCAAGUGUAUCAUCUUCUUCUUCUUCAUCUCCACUAUCUUUAAUCAAUAGAACUAAUAGAGCUAAUUUUAACCCAUUGGAAUUAAUAUCAAUGUGUUCGGGUGUAGAUGACGAUGGCGUAUAA